Messenger RNA from Tripterygium wilfordii, 1273 nucleotides. RefSeq names its product cysteine-rich repeat secretory protein 38-like. Bases 143 to 1018 code for a protein of 291 amino acids. The transcript has 2 exons. The record is from RefSeq and is a predicted model, not a curated record. Lineage: Eukaryota; Viridiplantae; Streptophyta; Magnoliopsida; Celastrales; Celastraceae.
GUGAUAUAGUUAGUUGAAGACCACGACCACAUGACUUUUCCUACAUCUUUUAUUGGACCAAAACAAGACUUGUACAAAUAGCAGGAUACACAAUCCUGAUGAUCAUUGAAGAAAAGGGGAUAGUUGAGAGUUAGCGAAGCCAAUGGCUACUUCAAGAACCAUAUUUCUCUCUUGCGCCAUUUUCAUACAGCUCUUUGCUCUCACCACUGCCAAGCCAAAUUACCAAUUUUGUUAUGAUACUGGUAAUUUCACCACCAAUAGCACUUACCAAUCAAACCUGAAUCAAGUCCUCUCUUCCAUCUCCUCUGAUACUGAAAUCAGCAAUGGAUUUUAUAAUUUCUCUUCUGGUGAAAACCCUGACACAGUUUACUCAAUCGGACUCUGUAGAGGAGAUGUUAAGCAUGAAAUUUGUCGUAGCUGCAUAAGUAACGCCACCCAAGACAUCAAAAACCUCUGUCCAAUCCAGAAGGCGGCCAUCGUAUGGUACGACAAUUGUAUGUUAAGGUACUCAAAUCGCUCCAUCUUUGGCAGAAUGGAAACUGGGCCUUAUUUUUGGAUGUAUAGUAUGAUAAAUGUCACAGAGCGUAGCGAGUUCAAUCAGGCAGCGAACUCCUUGUUGGCUAACCUCACAAGUGAAGCUGCAUCGGGUGAUUCUCGUCUUAAGUUUGCAACAGGAAGUACGAUCACAGCAAGCUCACAACCUAUAUUUGGACUGGUUCAGUGCACUCCUGAUUUGUCCAUGGAAGACUGUAGUGGCUGCUUGACUUUCAUCAGAAAUUUGCUCCCACAAUGUUGUGAUGGGAGGCAAGGUGGGAGAGUUAUAGGUCCAAGCUGUCACUUUAGGUAUGAGAAAGAGCAAUUCUAUGACGUAAUUGCAGCUGAUGUGCCAUCACCAGAUUCACCACCACUAUCAACGCUGGUUUCUCCUCCUCCGCCGAUGAACACAGCAACUACAAAAGGGAAGGGAAGCAAUGUCUUAAUAACUCUAAUCACUCUGGUUUCAGUACUCAGUUUCUGAUGCUCAAUAUGGGAGAUGCAUUGGCUCAAGAAUCAAGAAGCCAAGUAAAAUAAAGUGGAACCAAUUUGAUUUUUCUUACAAAGUUUUCCUAGUUAAACAUUAAAAGGUUUGAAUAUCUGUGUUGUACCGAUCUUGUAUCUAGAUCAAUCUAUAUUACUAGAUGAUAAUAACAGUUCUACAAAAUCACCCAACUCAUAAAUGUUAUUCUGUUUUGAACAGAGAAAUUCCAGCUUCAUUUGAGGUUUGGAACUGAUA